AUGAACUACUUCCUGUUUGCCUGCCAUCCAGUGUCUGUCAUCGCCCUUGUCUCAAAGUCAUCCUUCGGAUUCCUUCCAUUUGGCGUUUUGCUCGCUUAUCUCUUCACAGCGCCCAGCCUCACCUCGCUAGACCGUCCGUCCCGUUGUACCUCUCGAUCUAUAGCGCCUGCCCCCGCUGGCGCUGCUUGCCCGUGGCCCGUCGGUGGAUGUCGCUUAUGGAAGCCGCUGGCGGCUUCGUUGACGAGCUUCUCGCUGGUCUGCCCCCCUUUCGGAGACUAUUCUCGCCUUUGGAGGGCUAUCAUCAACGUGGAGAUAGGCCCGCGGGCACACGUGCUCGGGUCUUCGCACCCAAGCGCCGAAUCUCUCGUCCCACGCUUACUCUCCCUGACCCUUGCCAUCGCUGGCGCUGCCCUCCGUUGCCCGUCGGUUCACGUCGCUGCGCUCGCCUCGUCCUCGCUGUUUCCGCCGACUGAUGCUUUGCGGUGUCGUCAACGUGGACAUCGACGCUUGUUGGAGGCGCCCUUGUCGAGUAGUUCAUCACCCUCGCUGCCGCUCCCCGUCGGUGGAUGGCGCUCAUCGAAGCUUCUGCCCGCUUCGUCGACGAGCUUCUCGCUGCCAAUGGUUUGGAGUCUCUUCCCGAGUGCUGGUCAAAGGUCUUGGAAUGCUGUCGUCGACGUCGAGUCGUGGACCUUGGAGAUCUCUGCUUGUAGUCCAUGUUUCGCCGACGCUUCCCGUGUUUCCACCCAACGUGCUGGCCAAAGGCCUUCGAGUGCUGUCGUCAACGUCGAUCCUGUAAUGCGUCGUAGACGACCUUCUCGCCGUUUCCGCCCAAAGUCCUGGCGAAAGAGUGCCAUUGUCGCCGGCGUUGACGCUAUCAGCGAAGCCCGCUUCUCUCCCCGUUGCUUGCAUGCCCCGUUUGCCGUUGCAUUCCCGCUCACGGUGGGCCCUCUUUGCCGUUUUCCGCCCUUGAAACUCGGCCACUGCGCAGACUUCUUUUGUGCCGGUGCUGCUGUGCUUGCCGGCGCGUUCUUACGGCUUGCUGUCCGGAUCCACGGCAGCCCCAAGCGCGAGUUUGCCGUGAACGGCCUCGCAGGUACAGCCAUCAUCGGAGAUGUCACGGCCACUGACGGCCUUUGCGGCUGGACCUGCGCAGUGGGUGCGGGAGGCGGCUUAGGCGGCUUCGGGCCUCCUCGGGGUCUUCUCUUACCGGUGUACGCAGAGAGUGUUGAAUGCAAUCGUGGUUCUGGGGCUCGUCGCGCGGCGCCUGCAUCGUCUCGGGUCCUUCGCAUCCUCUCGACGCCGCGCUUCCCGCCGGAGCUGGAGCAACAGAUCUUCGAAGCUGUCGCCUUGUUGUACCCGGAGAACAUUCGUCGCGUCGGUGCCAACGAUGCGCGCACGAUUGCACACUCAGUCAUCAGCUUCCUGCUCUCGUUCUCCCUCAGUCUCCCUCCCGCUGCUGAACCGCCGCUCGACCUCUCCUCGGCGAUUCAGGCGGUCAACAUCCACAUCCUCGCGGGUACUCCGCCGAAUCCGCUCAACGGGAACUUCGACGACGAGAAAUGCUCCCCUGCGCAGGUGACGGCUAUCCGCAAUGGCAUCGUCGACGCGCGCAACAUGGCGACUGGUGCGAUAGCGCUGCUGAAGCCGAAGGACAUGAACAAGAGUAACGGGUUCUUCUGGAUCUUCGGCGGCUCCACGGUCGACCCCGCAAUCAUCACCAAGCACUUCUCCUUCGUGCUCAGGCUCGGCACGGCGGACGAAAUCACGUCGACAAAGAAAUAUGAAAACAGCAAGACGGAUCUUAUCUUCACGUGCAUUCCACCGACGGCCCCGAAGGCAACCUCUGCAUAUGCGAACACCCAGAACAUCGGCCGGCAGAAGUCAGUUCUCAACCUCAUCCGGCUGUCGCCGACAGGGCUUGCGAACACGGAAUCGUACACAGUCGCUGCCGCGCGCGUGAAGGCGUCUGGCCAGAUCCAAGACGGCUUCCCCGUGAAGCAAGUCGGCACGCUGUCGGUCCCCGCGCCGCCACUCGCUUUCACGAUCGUUCAUGAGGUGCAACACGCUGAUCCGCUGAUGGACAACCCUGCAACAGACCACCUUGUCGAUGAGAAGGGCGGCACCGGGCGCGCGCACGGCUUCCAGCAAAUUAUGCACGAGUUGUCCAAGGACCAGAAGGCGCGCAAUCCGCAGAACUAUGCGUUCUUUGGCUUACUGGCCGCGUCUAACCCGGAGUUGUUCGUGCCCAACUGCUACAUCGGCGACGCGCCCCUCAGCCUCGCGCCACUCUUAAUCGCCGGUCGUCUCCGGAUGCAGACGCCGCUCGGGCCGGACACAUGCCACACCACGGUCCCCGGGGCGUGCGCCGCCUGCAAGAAAAUUAUCAAGGGCAUUCCCGGUGAUGUCAAGCUGCCCAACUUCGACCCCGAUUCCACGUAG
This is a messenger RNA of Mycena indigotica, 2439 nucleotides long. RefSeq lists its product as uncharacterized. Gene Ontology annotation, molecular function: metallopeptidase activity. Bases 1 to 2439 code for a protein of 812 amino acids. The transcript has 20 exons. Lineage: Eukaryota; Fungi; Basidiomycota; Agaricomycetes; Agaricales; Mycenaceae. The record is from RefSeq and is a predicted model, not a curated record.